Molecule: messenger RNA, 1049 nt
Organism: Saprolegnia parasitica CBS 223.65
Lineage: Eukaryota; Oomycota; Saprolegniomycetes; Saprolegniales; Saprolegniaceae
Exons: 3
Coding region: 36-1049 (337 amino acids)
Biological process (GO): protein geranylgeranylation
Cellular component (GO): CAAX-protein geranylgeranyltransferase complex
Molecular function (GO): CAAX-protein geranylgeranyltransferase activity
Source: RefSeq, a predicted model, not a curated record
GUGAAAAAUCCGAAUUGGACGUAGCCAGCAGCAGCAUGGAUCGGGAGGCGCAUGUGCUCUUCUUCCUCCGGCACCUGCGCAAGCUGCCAGAGCCGUACGCGGGCCAGGACCACCACCGCGUCGUGCUCCUCUUCUUCUGCAUACAUGGCCUCGCGAUCCUCGGCGAGCUCGACCGCGUCGACAAGAAGGAGCUCAUCGACUGGGUCUACUCGCUGCAGGUUCACCCCGAUCGCCGCGACCGCAGCAUCAACGUGUCCGACUGCGGCUUUCGCGGCUCGCCGUGGAUGGGCAAUGUGUUUGGCCAACGGCCCAAGGACUACGAGAGCAGCACGUACGACGUGGCCCACAUCGCCUCGACGUAUGCGUCGAUAGCGAUUCUCCGGACGCUUGGCGACAACUUGAGCCGCGUCAACAAGCAAGCCGUCAUCGCGUCCCUUCGCCAUCUGCAAAACCCAGCGACGGGCGGGUUCUCGGCGAGCUCCCUCGGCACCGAGGAAGAUCUGCGCUUUGUCUUUUGCGCCUGCGCCAUCUCGCACAUGCUCAACGACUGGUCGGGCGUCGACCGCGACGGCGUCGUGCGCUACGUCAAUGCGUGUGCGACGUACGAGGGCGGCCUUGGCAUGAACCCGGGCCUUGAAGCGCAGGGCGGCGUGACCUAUUGUGGCAUGGCGUCACUAGCGCUCUGCGGCCGUCUCGCGCAGGUGGACUUUUCGAUGCAGAAGCUACUCCGCUGGCUCGUCUCUCGGCAGCAAGAGGGCUUCCAGGGCCGUACCAACAAGACGCCGGAUAGUUGCUACGCGUUCUGGGACGGCGCGACGCUGCAGAUGCUCGGGUUCCACAACCUCGUGGACAUUCCCAGCGUCCGCAAGUUUGUGCUCUCGUGCCAGUUUCCGCACGGCGGCGGGAUUGCCAAGUUUCCAGACACGUAUCCCGACGUCAUGCACGCCUACUACAGCCUCGCGUGGCUCAGCAUCGCGGGCGAGCAUGGCUUGUUGCCGCUUGAGACAAAGCUGCAGGUGCCAUUGCCCAAGAAGCCGUCGCAUCAUUAG